Seminavis robusta is the source of this 1119-nucleotide messenger RNA. The record is from the annotation of a GenBank genome assembly. Lineage: Eukaryota; Bacillariophyta; Bacillariophyceae; Naviculales; Naviculaceae.
AUGCAUCGGAAUAGAGGAUCAGCUCUGAAAGUCAUCUCUUUGUUGGCUGGCCUGGGUGUGAUAGUGUUCCUGCUGGACCAAACGUUGACCCCACCUCCGUCGUCGCGGUCGGUAUCCACGGAUGGUACUAAUAGAACCGUCAAUUUGGCCGGUCUUGUGGCUACCAUUGACUUCUUGCAGAACGAGCUUGUCCUCAAGCAAAAGGCAUUGGAUAAGGCCACCAAAGAGCUGGAAAACAUGAGAGGCAAAUCCAAAACACAAUCCAACAAACAGGUGGCAGUGGCGGAUACCCCUGAGGAAGACUCGGAGGAUGACGACGGAGAAAUUCGCACUCUAUACUUUGUACACUACCAAAAAGUUGGAUCCAGUUUGCUGACUUUGCUGAGGAAUCGGAUUCCUUCUUGUACCCUGAAGGAUUGGACCUGCUUUGGUACCCACGGGGGAGGUGUCGAUGCCUUUAUGGCAAAGGAUGGCAAAGACCACUUUCCUUUCACUGUCAAAUCCAUGAACUUGACUCAUUUGACGAGGAACGAACGGAUAGAGUUGGAAAACUGCAAUGGCAAGUUCCACAACUGCCAAGAAAGAGUCUUCCAUUGCAGCUACAAGAAAUGCAAGCAUUACAAGAACAAGGUCACCAUGUUCCGAAACCCCCACAAAUGGUUCAACUCCUACCUUGAUUUUGUCUGGCUUUAUUUUGCAGCCCAAAAGAAACCUCUCAUGCGAAUGUAUGGCAAUCGCUCGCUGGGCAUUUACACACCCAAACAACAACAAAUAGACUUCACCACCGGAACAAAGAAUGUCACCAGGGCUAUGGAAGUCCUCAGAGAUGACUAUGUUUUCUGGGGCAUUACCGAUCACUGGAGUACCACCGUUUGUUUGUUUCACUGUGAGCUGGGAGGAGAAACUAGGCCGAGUGAGCUUGCUAAUACACGAAGUUUGGACAAACACCCCUUCAAGACAGCGGAGGACAUUCCCAAAAACAUAACUCGACCAGACCAAGUCUUGAAAAAUAGAACCGACUGGGUUGAAAAACAUCUCAAGAAUGAUUUGGAUUUGUUCCACAAUCAUCUCAUGCCCCAAUUCAAGGCAAGGGCCAAACGAUGCAAAUGCAAGCUUUGA